AUGUCGCAGUCACUACGUCCAUAUCUGCAAUGUGUUCGGUCUUCACUGACUGCCGCACUAUCAUUGUCCAAUUUCGCAUCACAAGCCUCGGAAAGGCAUAACGUUCCCGAAGUCGAAGCCGCUACCUCACCUGAGGUCCUGCUGAAUCCUUUAAUAGUCGCCCGAAAUGAGAAUGAGAAGGUCCUGAUAGAACCUAGCAUAAACAGUGUUCGUGUGAGCAUACGUAUAAAGCAGGCCGAUGAGAUCGAGCACGUACUUGUACACAAGUUCACAAGGUUCUUGACCCAGCGAGCCGAGUCAUUCUUGAUCCUACGACGCAAGCCAAUUCAGGGUUAUGAUAUUUCCUUCUUGAUCACGAACACACAUACUGAAGAAAUGCUGAAACAUAAGUUGGUCGACUUCAUUAUACAGUUCAUGGAAGAGGUCGACAAGGAAAUUUCAGAGAUGAAGCUUUUCCUUAAUGCCAGGGCGAGGUUUGUAGCUGAGUCGUUCUUGACGCCAGUACGUCUUCCCUAUUUCCGAGACUCUGGCGAUGGCUAA
This is a messenger RNA of Lithohypha guttulata, 540 nucleotides long. RefSeq names its product Arp complex subunit (gene ARC19). The transcript has 2 exons. The record is from RefSeq and is a predicted model, not a curated record. Gene Ontology annotation, cellular component: Arp2/3 protein complex; actin cytoskeleton. Lineage: Eukaryota; Fungi; Ascomycota; Eurotiomycetes; Chaetothyriales; Trichomeriaceae. Gene Ontology annotation, molecular function: actin filament binding. The coding region runs from base 1 to 540 and encodes 179 amino acids. Gene Ontology annotation, biological process: Arp2/3 complex-mediated actin nucleation; actin filament polymerization.